Molecule: messenger RNA, 3697 nt
Organism: Pipistrellus kuhlii (Kuhl's pipistrelle)
Lineage: Eukaryota; Metazoa; Chordata; Mammalia; Chiroptera; Vespertilionidae
Gene: ZNF282
Product: zinc finger protein 282
Exons: 8
Coding region: 130-2070 (646 amino acids)
Biological process (GO): regulation of DNA-templated transcription
Source: RefSeq, a predicted model, not a curated record
CGCCGGGGGGACUGUUUGCUCCUUCGGGCUGUAGAUGGAGCUGUCCGGCCCCGGCGAGGGGGAAGGCGCCCGGAGAACGUUCUUCUUCUCCCUGGCCGGCCCGAGCGAGCGGGGAACAGCACUCCCAGGAUGCAGUUUGUGUCCACACGGCCGCAGCCGCAGCAGCUGGGCAUCCAGGGCCUGGGGCUGGACGGCGGGAGCUGGAGCUGGGCGCAGGCCCUGCCCGCGGAGGAGGUCUGCCACCAGGACCCGGCGCUGCGCGGGGAAAUGGCCGAGGGGAUGCCGCCCAUGCAGGCUCAAGAAUGGGACAUGGAUGCCCGGCGGCCUAUGCCUUUCCAGUUCCCGCCCUUCCCAGACAGAGCGCCCGUCUUCCCCGACCGCGUGAUGAGAGAGCCCCAGCUGCCCACGGCCGAGAUCUCCCUCUGGACCGUGGUGGCCGCCAUUCAAGCCGUGGAGAGGAAGGUGGAUGCCCAGGCCAGCCAGCUGCUCAACCUGGAGGGACGGACGGGGACGGCCGAGAAGAAGCUGGCCGACUGCGAGAAGACGGCCGUGGAGUUCGGGAACCACAUGGAGAGCAAGUGGGCCGUGCUGGGGACCCUGCUGCAGGAGUACGGCCUGCUGCAGAGGCGGCUGGAGAACAUGGAGAACCUGCUGAGGAACAGGAACUUCUGGGUCCUGCGGCUGCCCCCGGGCAGCAAGGGGGAGGUCCCCAAGGUUCCGGUGACUUUUGUCGACAUCGCUGUGUACUUCUCUGAGGACGAGUGGAAGAACUUGGACGGAUGGCAGAAGGAGCUUUACAACAACCUCGUGAAGGAGAACUACAAAACCCUCAUGUCCCUGGACGCAGAGGGCCCUGGGCCCAAGCCGGAGGCCCCGUCCCAGGCAGAGCCCCGGGAAGAGCCUUGCGUGUGGGAGCAGCGGAACCCGGAAGAGAGAGAGAUCCUGAUGGAUCCUGACACAGGACCGGAGCCCCUGGUGCCCGCACAAGACUCGUCUCAGGUGAAGCGUGAGGAAGCCCUGUGCGCCCGGGGUCCGCGGGGCCUGGAGGAGAGAGCUAUCCCCACGGAGUCUAUCACCGACUCGCCAGCCUCUGCCCAGGACCUCCUGUCCCGAAUCAAGCAGGAGGAGAACCCGUGCGUGUGGGAUCAGCAGGACUUGGCAGAGAGAGAUAUUCCAACGGACCCCAAUUCAGAGUCUCUGAUCUCAGCACAUGACAUUUUGUCAUGGAUCAAGCAGGAGGAGCAGCCGUACCCGUGGGGCCCUCGAGACUCGAUGGAAGGAGAGCUGGGAUUGGACUCUGGCCCCAGUGACAACCUGCUGCUGGUGAAGAACCCGGCCCCAGCCCAGCCGCCCCAGCCCGCUCCGCCGAGCCUGCCCCCCGCUCCGGUGGCCGAGAACGCGGGCGGCGCCCUGGGCCGGAGCGCCGCGGGGCUGCUGGACGACGGCUUCCCCGCGCUGGCCGGGGAGCGGGGCGCGGCGGGCGGGGCGCAGGCGGGCGGCGGCGGGGGCGCGGGCGGGGGCCCCGGGGGCGGCGGGGGCUGCGGCAGCUGCUGCCCGGGUGGCGGGCUCCGGCGGGGGCUCCUGCAGGGCGCGCGCAACAAGCCCUACUCGUGCCCCGAGUGCGGCAAGAGCUUCGGGGUGCGCAAGAGCCUCAUCAUCCACCACCGCAGCCACACCAAGGAGCGGCCCUACGGGUGCGCCGAGUGCGAGAAGAGCUUCAACUGCCACUCGGGCCUCAUCCGCCACCAGAUGACGCACCGCGGCGAGCGGCCCUACAAGUGCUCCGAGUGCGACAAGACCUACAGCCGCAAGGAGCACCUGCAGAACCACCAGCGGCUGCACACGGGCGAGCGGCCCUUCCAGUGCGCGCUGUGCGGCAAGAGCUUCAUCCGCAAGCAGAACCUGCUCAAGCACCAGCGCAUCCACACGGGCGAGCGGCCCUACACGUGCGGCGAGUGCGGCAAGAGCUUCCGCUACAAGGAGUCGCUCAAGGACCACCUGCGGGUGCACAGCGGGGGCCCCGGCCUGGGCGCCCCGCGGCCCCUGCAGGCGCCGCCCGACCGGGACUAGGGCUGGGCCGGGGGAGGGAAGGCCGGCAGCUGCGGCGGCGGGCGCGGGGGUGCGGAGGGCCUGGGGGCGGCCUGACCACCCUCCAUCCUGCCGAUCGUGCCGCGGCUCCCGUGCGCCUUCCUUCCCUCCGCCUGCCGCCCGCUGGAAAUCGGGAACAGGAAUUGCACUCUAAACAGGGUCCCCCAGCGUUGGACAGGGGUCCCCCUAGACCUGUCCGGCCUGAAUGAACGGCCCAGCUCAUCUCAGAGGUGGCUCAAGGGGCCGGCUGCGCGGCUUCCCCGCAGGGAAAGUGCAGGAGGGGCAGCGAGGAGGCCGGAGGCUGCCCGCCCGCCCCUCAGACACCCGGAGUGCCCACUUGGCCACUGGGGUCUCAGAUUGUGAUCAUGGGAAGCAACCAGGGGGUCUCGGAAGCCCGAGACCGGGAGAUCGGGUCCCAAGGCUGACAUGCUGCAAGAGGAAGCCAAGGCGUGGCCGAGCCGAGGGAUGUGCUAAGGGAUACCACCACCUCCACGACGACAACACUGCCUCGCGUUUGAAUAGCGCUUUCUACUUUUUUAAACGUGUUUUCUAUCCGUUACCUAUUCUUGCCCUUAGCCUAUCCCUCUGUGGCAGGUGGGGGUAGGGUUUGCCUGAUUCGGUAACCAAGGAGAGGCGCAGGCCAGGUGGUUUAGCCCAGAUGACAGGAGAAGGGCGGCAGAGCUGGGACCAGGCUCCUGACCCAGCGCAGUGUCCCCACCGCACUCACUGCCUACCUCCCACAUCUGAGACAGACCUCGCUGGCCCUGCCUCUCCCGGUCUCUCUCCCUGGCCCCCGACCCACCAAACAAUCAGAAGCCACUGGGGACAGUUCGUUGGGUUACGGGGAGUGGGGUACAGAUCGCCUCAGGUUAUGCUUCUGAAAGGCGCUUCCUCUGUGGGCACUUUUGGGGUCCAGGACCCGUCCCCCGGCCCAUCCCUCCCACCUCUAGUCCCUCAACCUGGUGCAACCCAUCUUGUUACUACACCGUAGUGACCCGGCCCUCCGGAGGCAGCUGGUGCCCUGGGUCCGAGCUCACCCUGACGAUCUAUUCCAGUUUCCCCAGAGCCACAGGGUGAGAGCAAGGCUCAUGCUGCAGGGGCCGCCAUCGAGGAAGCGCAUCUCUUCCCAGGAGGGCCGGGCAGUGGGUGCUGGAGGCCGAGAGCCUCCGUCUCUCUCCUGCCCUGAGCCUCCCAACCGGUGCUAUCUGUUACUGACCAUGCUCACGGACAUGGACGUGGACACAGACCUCCUCUGCUCCAGACCCUGCAGGCGCCUCAGGAGGCGCCCAAAGGACUCCCUUGUGUUGGUGCAAUGCUCCGUGGUCCCGCGGGGCCACCGUCUCCAUUUCUGCGUCUUGCAUGGCCAGGCACUGGGGUGGGGUGGCAUGCCCCAGUUACCCUCAUUUGUGUUGAGAAUGACUUUUUCUGCUCCGCCCGUCCACCCCACUUCUCUCCGGUCCGUCCGGGAGCACGGUGGGCAGCCUGCACCUGGCACCACGUUUGUGAGCGCUCUGCUUCCUCCCUCACCUGCACCGCUUGGCUUUCCUCAGACCCCUGUUUGCCAUGCAAAGGGAAUUCCCGAAAUUAAAUAAAAGGUGUCCAGAUCGCA